This is a messenger RNA of Dissoconium aciculare CBS 342.82, 3116 nucleotides long. RefSeq lists its product as uncharacterized. Gene Ontology annotation, molecular function: ADP binding; protein binding. The transcript is spliced from 2 exons. The record is from RefSeq and is a predicted model, not a curated record. The coding region runs from base 254 to 3043 and encodes 929 amino acids. Lineage: Eukaryota; Fungi; Ascomycota; Dothideomycetes; Mycosphaerellales; Dissoconiaceae.
GAUUCAUGCCAUAUGAGCCCUGCAGACAUGACGAAAACACAUGUUCCCGGUCAUGCUUCUUGUUCUGGCGUAACAGUAUGCGCAGAGUAUCUACUGCCCAUCUCGAAAUUGUGUCCCUGAGGCCAACAUAUGCUUGAGCAACUACCGGUGAUCCUAGGAGGCCUCACAUGUGGGCUGCGCCACCAUGCGGUUGCAGGCGACCAGACGGCGGCCGGGAUGCGACGCUGCAUCGCAGACAUCUGACAACCCAUAGAUGGAUUUUUGUCGCAUUCCCAGUCCUCUCCUAGCAGUACGUUCAGCUGAGCAUUAUUGCAGCCUCGUACGCGACAUGCGGCUCCUCAACAUCGACACGUUCAGUUUUACGGAGUACUUCGGUACGAUUCCCCCGCCUUAUGCGAUCGCAUCGCAUCGCUGGACGGCGGGCGCCGAGGCGAUGUGGGAGGAUGUACACGAGCAGAAGAAGACAGACACGGUGGGCUAUCGUAAGGUGCAAGGUUUUGUUGCAUAUCUCAAAGCGCACCUGCCACUAGUGAAGUGGCUAUGGGUGGACACAUGCUGUAUCAAGCAGCACGCCGAUCGCGAGCUGUCGACGGCGAUCAACUCGAUGUUUCAGUGGUACCGCGACGCGGAGGUGUGUCUGGCGUACUUGGAGGACGUCCCUAGCGUGAGCGACAUGGCCGUCUUUGAGCAGAGCGUGUGGUUCCGGCGCGGGUGGACGUUGCAAGAGCUAGUGGCGCCGAGGGUCGUGAUCUUCCUCUCAAGUCAAUGGGAAGUGAUCGGCCACAAGGGACAAGGCGGUCAAGGGCGGAGCGGGAUGUCAAUGCAGACUGGGCCAGCGCUGGAAGACGUUAUUUCCACUGUGACGGCCAUCCCUCGUGAGAUUCUGCAUGAUUAUCGAGAGAGCGAGAGUCUCACAGCCGAAGAGAAGAUGCGGUGGGCGGAUGGCAGGGAGACGAUGUGGGGCGAGGAUCUCUCGUAUUGUCUGCUUGGUAUCAUGGGAGUCAGCAUGAACAUCCGUUACGGCGACGGCAAGGACAAGACAAGAGGGCGACUACUACACAAAAUUGCAAAGCGCAAAGGUGAAGCGGUACCUGGCGAGUUCUCCCUCCCUUUCAGCCUUCAAGGCAUCCCGGCGACGGACUAUUUCGUGCCGCGCAAAGUUGAGAUGCAGCAUCUUAGCGAGUUUUUCGCAACGACAUCGACACAGUCGGCACAGCAGCGGGUAUUUGUAGUAUACGGGACGGGCGGGAUGGGUAAGACGCAGUUGUGUGCCAAGUUCUCCGAGACGAACGUAGAGCGGUUCAGUGCGGUGUUCUGGUUGGACGGGUCGUCCAAAGACGCACUGCGACGGUCGAUGGCCAGCGCAGGCUCGCGGGUGUCGACGCGUACCAAUGCAUUGUCGGCCGAGAUGGACAUCGCACAAUUGAUCGACGAUUUCCGGCAGUGGCUGUCGCUUUCGGGCAAUGCGCACUGGCUGAUGGUAAUCGACAACAUCGACCGCGACUGGCAGGGCAAGACGAAGGACGAACAGGCGUACGACUAUCGCGAAUUCCUACCGCACGCCUAUCACGGAAACAUCUUGAUUACGACACGUCUGAGACGACUGCAACGACCGAAGGCCAGCCUUCAUUUAGAUACUGCCGACGAUGAGCUUGCGAAAGAGAUGGUCGAAACACGGGCAAAUCGAGCGGUAACGAAUAUCGAUCAAUUGCUGCCCAAGCUCGGCGGUCUGCCGCUUGCCCUCGCCCAAGCCGGAGCAUAUCUCAGCACGACCGGGAUGAGUGUCGCGGACUAUCUCGAGCAUUACGACGCGACGUGGGCCGAGCUGAUGCAGAAGCAAGACCAGUUUCCACUGCAGGAAUACGGCGAGCGGAGCGUGCUGACGACGUGGACGAUGUCGUACGAACAGGUGAAAAGUAGGGACCCACUCGCAGCGCAGCUGCUUGAUCUAUGGGCGUUCCUCUAUCAUGGCGAUGUGUGGGCGGAGCUGUUAUUGACCGGACAGAGCGACGAAGCACAGCACCGGCCUCGCGAAGACGCAGUGUUUAGGCCAGUGACGAAACUCUCCCUGCAACACUCGAUCGGAACUCUCGUCCAGUACUCGAUGGUGAAGAUGAGCACCGCGGAUCGAGCGCCCGCGAUACAUCCGGUCGUACAUGCAUGGUGUCUACACAGCCUGGACAGAUCUACAGCACAACAAUUGCAGGCGGCGGCGUUGAGACUUGUCGCCAGGAUGGCAGAAUCGGCCGGUCGAGGAGUGGCAAAAGACUUGGGACUUCGGCUAGCUGCACAUGCGAAAGUGAUCGGGACGAGAGUAGCGACGUGGCGAUCGGAUGAAGCGCAGCAAGCUCUCGAGUAUCAUCAAGUGGCCCACUUUCUGAAGGAUUGGGAGACAUCUCAAGAGGUCGAGAACUUGUACAUGCGGGCGCUGCGCGGGUACGAGAAGGCAUGGGGCGCGGAGCACACGUCGACACUGGACACGGUCAACAGUCUCGGCCUUCUGUACGCGGACCAAGGCAAGAUGGCGGAGGCGGAGGAGAUGUACUUGCGGGCGCUGCGCGGGUACGAGAAGGUAUGGGGCGCGGAGCACACGUCGACGCUGGACACGGUCAACAAUCUCGGCCUUCUGUACGCGAGUCAAGGCAAGAUGGCGGAGGCGGAGGAGAUGUACUUGCGGGCGCUGCGCGGGUACGAGAAGGCAUGGGGCGCGGAGCACACGUCGACGCUGGACACGGUCAACAAUCUCGGCCUUCUGUACGCGAGUCAAGGCAAGAUGGCGGAGGCGGAGGAGACGUACAUGCGGGCGCUGCGUGGAUACGAGAAACUGUCAUGGAUCCCGCCGGACCGCAUAGAAUCCGUGCGACAGUCUUUGUCAUCUUUGCGCCAACGACCGAGCCGUCUUCACAACGAGCAAGCGAGGGAGAGCAUCUCACAUGUCGACGACGGCUGUGCGAUACCGUCGAAGACGUCUCCGAAGAGAGGGAGUAGAGAGCGUCCCGCAGCACUUAGCAAGUUAAUACGCAAGAUGUGGAAACGCUCUUAACCUUAGUAGCUUUCUAAAGCAAAGUCUUCUAUGCUAUUCGUUCUCAUAUUAAUCUAAGAUUAUACUUCUGAAU